Messenger RNA from Neltuma alba, 2616 nucleotides. RefSeq names its product TMV resistance protein N-like. Lineage: Eukaryota; Viridiplantae; Streptophyta; Magnoliopsida; Fabales; Fabaceae. The record is from RefSeq and is a predicted model, not a curated record. The transcript is spliced from 6 exons. The coding region runs from base 1 to 2616 and encodes 871 amino acids. Gene Ontology annotation, biological process: signal transduction; defense response. Gene Ontology annotation, molecular function: ADP binding.
AUGGAUUGGAGGGGCAAUUGUGAUGAAGUGUUCAGAUUCCAAAUCCUUGCAAGGGCGCAUGAUGCUGAUGGAGAUGGGGGCUCUUCAAGUUCUUCUGCUUCAACUAAGAGAUGGAAAUAUCAUGUGUUCUUGAGUUUUCGAGGGGAAGAUACUCGAACAAGUUUUACUGAUCAUUUGUAUAGUGCUUUAAAACGUAAAGGAUUAAAAACUUUCAGGGAUGAAGAAGAACUUGAAAGGGGAGAAUCUAUCACACCAAGUUCGAUACAAGCAAUUGAAGAAUCUCUUUCUGCAAUUGUGGUGCUCUCCCCAAGUUAUGCUUCUUCAACUUGGUGUUUGGAUGAGCUUCAAAUGAUUCUUCAUUUAAAGGAAGAGUCGAGUCUUCAGGUAUUUCCAAUAUUUUACGGAGUAGAUCCAUCUGAUGUUGGAAAACAAAAGGGAAGUUUUGCAAAAGCAUUCAUGAAGCAUGAAGAAAGAUUUGCUCAAGACAUAAUAAAAGUGCAAAGAUGGAGGGAUGCUUUAGGAAAAGUUGCCACUACAUCUGGUUGGGACUCAAAAAAUUAUUUACAUCAAUUACAUAGACCCCCCACUAUUUUAAAAACAUACAUUUUAGGGAAAAAGACAGAAAGAUGCUACUUAAACUUCAUAAUCCCUAAAUGGUAUGAAACAGAAUUCAUUGAAAGCAUUGCUAAAGAAAUGAUGACAAAUUUACUUGAUGAAUCACUAUCUGACCUUGGUAUGUUAAUUGGGAUUGAAUCAAAAUUAGGUGAAUUGGAGUCAUUUGUAGCAAGGAAAUCACAAGGAGAUGGGUUUAUAGGAAUAUGGGGCACAGGAGGUUUAGGCAAAACAACUCUUGCUAGAGCUUUUUAUGAGCGAAAGCUUAAAGACUUCGAGAUUCACUGCUUUCUCCAUAAUAUUAGAGAGGCAUAUGAAAAAGAUGGUUUGAUGUCAUUGCAAAGAAGACUUCUUUUUUCUAUAGAUAAAAGAAGUAUGGAAGUGGAUAAUUUUUAUGAAGGAAUGAAGCUAAUAAAAAGCAUGUUGGGCAACAAAAAAUUUCUACUUGUCCUUGAUGAUGUGAGUGACGUUAGCCAACUUGAAAAUUUGGCUCCAAAGCAAGGAUGGUUCAGCAAGGGAAGCAUAAUAUUAAUAACAACUAGGGAUAAGCAUUUGCUAUCAUCACAUGGUGUAUCUUCUGUAUAUGACAUCAAAUUCUUGAAUGAUAAUGAAUCACUUGAACUUUUCCUUCAAAAAGCUUUUAAAGGAGAGCAACCUAAUGAAGAUUAUUUGGACCUUCCUAGAACCAUCAUUAAAUAUGCUGGAGGCCUUCCUUUAACACUCAAAGUGUUAGGUUCAUUUCUUUGCAAAAGAACUAUAAUGGAAUGGAAGGAUGCACUGGCUAAGUUCAAGAAGGCUCCUCCAAAGGACAUUUUGAAGAUACUUCAAGUGAGUUUUGAUGGAUUGGACAUUAAGGAGAAGACUAUAUUCUUAGAUAUCACUUGUUUUUUCAAUGGGAUGGCCCAAGAUCAUCUCAUACAAAUUUUAGAAACUUUGGAUGAGGAUCUUCAUCCAAGAAUUGGAAUAACUGUUCUUAUUGAGAAAUCAUUGGUAAUUGAUUAUGAAGGGUAUCUGUGGGUGCAUGAAAUUCUACAAGACAUGGGGAAAUUUAUUGUCUAUCAACAAUCACCUGAUGAUGCUGGGAAGCGUUCUAGGAUAUUAUCUUUAGAGGAUGCUAAUCAUGUACUAGAAAGAAAUAAGGGGACAGAAGCAAUUCGAGGAAUAUUGUUAAGAUUAGAAAAGUCAUGUGAUGUAUUUUGGGAUCCUGAAGCCUUCUUAAAGAUGCGUAAUCUCAAGAUACUUAUUAUUUCAAUUUCAAGUUGCUCAGAUGUUUCACAUUGCCAGUUGAAUCUUCCUUAUGGACUCAAGACACUUUCCAGUGAGUUGAAAAUCAUAGAAUGGGAGAGGUAUCCAUUACUUUAUUUGCCAAGUCAACCUCAAUUGCAUAAACUUGUUGAACUAAAAAUGCAGCAUAGCAAAUUAAAAGAACUUUGGAGAGGAAUACAGUCUCUUCAAAGCCUGAAGUCCAUUGAUCUAUCCCAUUCAGAAUGCCUCAUCAAAGCACCAAAUUUUGAUGGAAUUCCUCAUCUUGAAAAAUUGAUUCUUGAAGGGUGUUUUAAUUUGGUUGAAAUUCACCGGUCUCUUGGCCAACACAAGAAACUUGUCAUUGUUAACUUGAAAGGUUGCAGAAAAGCUAAAAUCCUUCCAAGAAAAUUUGAGAUGAAUAAAUUAGAAGCUUUUGUUCUAUCUGGUUGUACAAGAAUUAGAAAGCUUCCUCAGUUUGGAAAAGAUAUGAAAUGUUUAUCUAAGCUUGAUUUACAGGAGACUGCUAUAACCAAACUACCUCAAUCAUUGGGCAAUUUGAUUGGUCUCACUGAAUUAAGUUUGAAAAAUUGCAAAAAGCUAGUUUGUCUUCCAUAUAACAUUUGUAAAUUGAAAGCUUUGAAAAUUAUCAGAAUUCCAGGCUGCUCACAGCUUUCAAAGUUGCCCGAGAAUUUGAAUGACAAUGAGGCUUUGGAAGAGCUUGAUUUGAGUAAAAUUGCUGUGAAAGGGUUAUCACUUUAA